Messenger RNA from Anguilla rostrata (American eel), 3181 nucleotides. RefSeq names its product aryl-hydrocarbon-interacting protein-like 1. NCBI's taxonomy places the organism in Eukaryota, Metazoa, Chordata, Actinopteri, Anguilliformes, Anguillidae. Gene Ontology annotation, molecular function: peptidyl-prolyl cis-trans isomerase activity; protein binding. The transcript has 8 exons. The record is from RefSeq and is a predicted model, not a curated record. Bases 437 to 2584 code for a protein of 715 amino acids.
AACGCUCACUGUAAACCUGUGAGCCUCCCUGUUCCUGUAAGGUUUGAUCAUAAAUUACGGAGCGAAAGCCUCCAGACAAGCGUGAUCUGGCACGCGCGUUCUACCAGCCAGGCCACCUCUCCCUCUUUUUCCGGAGGAUUAAUCCGAAGAUUGUCGGGGGGGGUUGGAGGGGGCGGAGUCGGGGGAUUAGCCGAAACGGAUUAUAGCGGCCGUCCUCGGUUCCCGAUAAUCCAGCCAUCUGUCAGAGAGCAGGCGGGCUGCACCACGACUCCGGGUCGCCGGCUAUCCCCCGACCAACAGGCUGCUAAUUAAGAGCGCAGGAGACCCACGCAAACGACCGCUACUCGGGCUACUGACCCCCCUCCGCCACCCCCUCGGCUGCUCCCGGAGGAACUCCGCGUUUAGGACUCGAGGCGGAGAAGCGAUAUCUGGAAGAAUGGAGGAAAUGUACCUGCUGAAACAUCCAGGGGUCAAGAAGAAGAUCCUCCACGGCGGUCAGGGCCCGAUACCCCACUUCCCACCAGGGACAAAGCUGGUGUUCCACUACCAGACUCUUAAAGAUAACUUUGAGAGGACGGUGAUUGACGACAGCCGUAAAAACAAGCAGCCCGUGGAGAUCUUUGUGGGGAAGAUGUUCAAGCUGGAGGUGUGGGAAGUCCUGCUCACCUCCAUGAGGAUCGGAGAAGUCGCCGAAUUCUGGUGUGAUGCUGCGCACACGGGCCUGUACCCCAUGGUGGCGAAGGGCAUCCGGCUGGCGGAGCAGGGCAGGGACCCCCUGGAGGGGCAGAGGCACACCUGCGGCAUGGGGAACCUGUUCCACUACCACUCCACCGGCUUCCCCGAGCUGGACGAGAUCAUGAAGGAGCCCCAGCCCCUCAUCUUCAUCAUGGAGCUCAUUUCAGUAGGGGACCCCUUCUCCUACAAGCGCGAGUCGUGGAUGAUGGAGAAGGACGAGAAGCUGCAGGCCGUGCCCUCUCUGCACCUGCAAGGGAACGCCCUGGUCAAGCAGGCCCGCUUCCGCGAGGCCGCCUCCAAGUACCAGGAGGCCGUGCUGCUGCUGAAGACCGUGCAGUCCAGGGAGAUGCCCGGCCAUGAGGACUACAUUAACCUGGAGCGCCUCAUCACCCCCCUGGUGCUCAACUACUGCCAGUGCAUGCUGGAGCUGCAGGAGUACUACACCGUGCUGGAGCAGACCACCGAGCUGCUGGAGAAGCACAAAGGCAAUGUGAAGGCCUACUACAAGCGGGCCAAGGCCCACGCGGCGGUGUGGAACGAGAAGGAGGCUCGGAGGGACUUCCUGAUGGUGGCCAACCUGGACGUCACGCUGGCCCCGCUGGUGCACAGAGAGCUCAAGCUCCUGACCGAGAGGAUGAAGGAGAAGUACUGGGAGGAGAAGAACAGCUACUGGGGCAUCCUGGAGGACAAAGGUGGGGCAAAGAGCGGAGGCAAAAAGGGGGAGGGGGAAGAAGAGGAGAGCAGCGUUGCCCUGGAGAAAGAGGAAGAGAGCACCGCCGAUACAGACGAGGACAAAGGACUGGCGGCUGAGGCAGCCAAUCAGGAGUCCACGGGCAGCCAAGGAACCAAUCGGAAUGCGCCUCCAGUGACUGAGGGUAAAGACUGGCAGCAGAUGUUGAGGCUGAUUCCACUACUCCAGGACGAGGGCAAUUUCCUCGUCAAGGAAAAACGAUACCCAGAGGCAGUUGAGAAGUACAAGGAAGCCCUUGAAUACAUAAACUUCCUUCAAACCCAUGAAGUGAAGCAAAAGGGGGAGGACUGGGAGUCCCUGGAGAAAGUGCGGCUGCCGCUCAGUCUGAACCUCAGCCAGUGCAUGCUGGAGCUGGGAGAGCACAGGCAGGUGCUGGAGAUCAACGGCAAGCUGCUGAAGAGACACAAAGAUAACCUAAAAGCGCUGUAUCAGCGAGCGCGGGCGCACUGCGCUCUCCACCAGGAGGAAGAGGCCCGGAGGGACUUCAGCCGAGUGGCGAAGCUGGACCCCAAACUGAAGCCUGUGGUGCGCCAGGAGCUGAGGAAGCUGGGAGAGGCCAUCAGGGCCAGGCAGGUCCAGGAGAAGAAGAACUACUGGAUGGCCGCGAAGGAGAAGAAGAGCAGAGGAGGAAGCAAGGGAAGGAAGUCAGAGAAGAGCCAGGGGGUUGAACCAGGGGAGGGCACCCAGGAGCGAGAGUCUGCCGCUGGACUCGAAGACAAAGACGGCAAGGAGGCCCUGGAGGAGAAGGUGUUCAGUGGCGAGGAGGUGCAGACGGCAGGGGUCCAAAGGGAGGAGCAGGAGGUGCCAGGAGGUCCGGCCAGAGGCGAGGAGGACAAAGCGAGUCCCGGUUUAGACCACAUCAGCGGUGUGACCGAGACCACCAGCACAGAGAGCCCCGGGGCUGGGGCAGAGCCUGCUGCAGAACACGCUCCUGCAGAGCAGCCAGCCAAUGACGGUGCCGUCGACAAAGGGGAGGCCAAUGAAUACGCGGGGAACGUUGCCAUGCCAGCAGACCCGGCGAAUGGGAGCCCGGCGGGUGUGCAGAGCCUUGAUAAUGAAGGAGAAAAUGGGAAUGCAGUGACAGCUGAACAUGACUGACAUGGAAAAAUGUACCACAGGCAGUAAAAAAAUACUUUAAAUAGAGGAAGUGGAGUAUAGAAAAUGAUUUGUACGACUGAUUCAACCACCAACAACGUCAACCCCUGAGGACCCCAAUCUGAAAUGAAGCUUUGAAGUACACAUGCUGAGUAGACUCCAUGACUGUUCCCAUCAUUCAGUUCAGGUUUAACUUUUUCCAAAUACUGGAAGCAAGCAGUCAUCAUUUAUAACAAAUACAAAUUUAUUUAUUUCUGUACACAGUACGUAGAAAGGAGCCCACGACUCAUUAAUUUUUAAAAAGCCUUCUGUUCACAGUCAUCUCAUAAAAAUAAGGGAACACAGGAAGUGUGUGAUGUUCUCAUCAAAACAACAUUUUGAAAAACGUAAAAAAACAUUUACUUCUAGACCAUGUCAUGAAGACUCCUGGGUGAAAAUAUAAAAAUAACCAUAAUGAAAUUGGAAUAACAUCAGAACAGGCUUCCCUAAUAGGUGAUAAAGCGAAAGCAGGGAUAUAACCAGUGACAGGAACUGCUUUCUGCUGCAGACCCAGAGGAGGUUAAGCGGUCCAUCGCCUCCACACGGAACCGGAGAAAACAA